CUUAAAAAGGCAAACUUCAGACACAAAAUAUGUUUCAGCUGGGAAAAAGAAAAGUUACGUAAAUGUUAUGUUUUUUUCAGACUACGUAUAUUAUCCUUGCUGUGUUCAGUCACAGGUCACAUCGUGGGAAAACCUUUCUUUUGGUCAGCCUCCUCCUGCAGGCGGGGUAACGUUCUCGCCAGUAGGGGCUUUUAUGUAAAUACGGAUAAGGAAUGUCUGCUUGACUUUAGACGUGUCUCAUAACAGCAGCGUGCUCUUGUUAUAACGUAAGACUGAUUUCUUUCCCCCCAGACUUAUGCCAGUAUUGGAGAAAUAACGGCUUUAGGAUACGAGAGUUUGUUAUACGCUGACGGUACGUUAUCAGAAAUGAAGAACAGUCAUCUAAACAUGGAUCGCUUUAAUCCAACAGAUGGAUGUAAGAAGAUUAAACGGAAGGUUCGGGAUUCUGUUAAACAUGAGGAAAAGAGUUCAGAUGACUUUAAAAAAAGCGAUGAAACAGUGGGAGCUUUGCUGGGAGAGGAUUAUGGAAAAGCACGUGAAAAAAAGUUACCGCAUUUUUAUGCAGCUGGAGAAUACGUACGCCAACCGGACAUUUUAAGUACUGCUCUUGAUAUGAAAAUGUACACUUUGCAAUCUGUGACUAAGGAUGAAACGGAAACCCCACUAUGGCCGAUUUCCGAGACACCAGUUAAAGACAGAAACGACACAGCAUCUAUGCAAGUUUCAGUUUUUGAAAAUCAGCAAACGUUUCCAACAAAUCUUUCUCCACAGUCGCGUAUUCUGUUAUGCAAACGCUCUGAAAGAUCGAUCUGCUCAACCCCCCGGGGUUUAUACCUUCAUAACAGUGUUGAACCAACCGAUUCACUAAGGAAACGAUCAGAAGAGAAGUCUGCUGGCGUAGUAACCGAAAUCAAAGCAAUUCAACAGACAAGAAGACUCCUGGCAAAUGCCAGAGAGAGGACCAGGGUGCAUACGAUCAGUGCAGCAUUUGAGGCUCUGCGCAAGCAGGUACCCUGCUACUCGUAUGGACAGAAGCUCUCCAAACUGGCCAUAUUAAGAAUUGCUUGCAACUAUAUACUGUCACUGGCUCAACUUGUAAAUCUGGACUAUACACCAGACCACAGCAACAUGAGCUUCAGAGAGUGUGUUGAACAGUGCACCAGAACCCUGCAGGCUGAAGGUCGGUCCAAGAAGAGAAAGGAAUAAAGUGAAGACUUUGGCAUAGAAGAAAGAUGAACUUCACCACAGAAUGGUAAACCAAGGCGUGUUCUGCACUGAGGCAUUUGAAGCCUGAUCUCUUGGAAUGUUCUACAAAGGUCAAAGCAUAUUCGGGAAACAUUUUUAACACAUAAUAAUAAUAAUUAUAAUAAUAAUAAUAAUAAUAAUAGUAGUAGUAGUAGUAGUAGUAUAGUAAUACUACAGUAACUACAGACAAUUGAGAUAUAAUGCUUUUAACAGAGCAAAUUUAUUAUAUUUCUGAUUCUAAAAUUAUCAAAUGGUAUUGUAAAUUUCCCAUUUGAUAUAUUGGAUAUAUUGGCAUUUAAUUUACUUAUUGGAUUUAAUUCACUUUUUUUUUUUAUUGAAACUGGUAAAAUCAGAUGGAUUUUAACACAUUCAUAAUAUGAAUUAUUAACAUAAAAUGUGUAAUGCCAUAAAAGAUCUUAUGGAUAAUCAAUAUGGAUAAUAAUUUGUAUUUAAUGUUUACUCCUCAAAAUAAAUACUAAAAUAAUU
Clarias gariepinus (North African catfish) is the source of this 1731-nucleotide messenger RNA. It is a transcript of the gene atoh8, whose product is annotated as atonal bHLH transcription factor 8. Bases 367 to 1206 code for a protein of 279 amino acids. Gene Ontology annotation, molecular function: protein dimerization activity; DNA-binding transcription factor activity. NCBI's taxonomy places the organism in Eukaryota, Metazoa, Chordata, Actinopteri, Siluriformes, Clariidae. The transcript has 3 exons. The record is from RefSeq and is a predicted model, not a curated record.